Caenorhabditis elegans is the source of this 787-nucleotide messenger RNA. RefSeq names its product Clip domain-containing protein (gene C44B12.6). Lineage: Eukaryota; Metazoa; Nematoda; Chromadorea; Rhabditida; Rhabditidae. The coding region runs from base 1 to 480 and encodes 159 amino acids. Gene Ontology annotation, biological process: signal transduction. The transcript has 5 exons. Gene Ontology annotation, molecular function: cytokine activity. Gene Ontology annotation, cellular component: extracellular region. The record is from RefSeq and is marked reviewed.
AUGCACGAGGCGUUCUCAAGGCUUAUAAAUCGACGGGAUGAGGAUAUGUUCUCGUUUUUCCAGCCAGAUUCACAGAUCUUUCUCGAAUACCAACCCCUGCACCGACACAUGCUCACACCAAAAUCCCGGGAUUGCUCGGAGCCGUCAAUCGAUAAAUCAUCAGAAGUAUUACCGGAUCAACCGUUAUCCGAACGAUCCAUAUGCCCAUAUCAUCACAUUUUGAAUUACGACGAGAAAAGGAUACCCGCCGCAAUUUCAGAAGUCGAGUGUUCCUGUCCGCAUGUGAAGGUUCAUGGCGGCAUAAUCCACUGCGAGCCAAUGAUGUACAACAUGCGAGUGAUGCUCUUCGACGACUCGUGCGACAAAUAUGUGGAACGAGUACAAAAAGUCGCACUUGCGUGUGUUCCGGUGUUCUCGAACCACAUCAGCUCGGGAACCCACUCGCAUUCCCUGCCAACACCGCCAUCAACACCACUUUAGCAUCAUUUGUUUCAUCAUAUCAGUAGUAGAUUGUUAGAAUCCAAAGUUUUUUCCCUAUUUUUGUGAUCUCAGCUGUUUUCUGUAUAAAUUGAAAAAAAACCCUCGCCUAAAAUUCUGAAUUUUGCCAAAAACCGAUAUUUUUUGUGUCAUUUUCAUUAAAUGUUCAAUUUUUCCGUCUCAUUUCAUAAUUUGCAUUUCUCGAUUUCCUAUUUGUUUCACUUUUUGUCCUUUGACCCCAUUUUUCCACACUAAUCGGGUAGUUUUUUUGGUUCUUUAUAUGUCAAAUGAAUAUUUUUUUUGGUUCAAA